AUGCUUAAGUUAACUUCCAGAGUGGGUCCAAAGAGACUCUCAAGUGGAUUAAAAUCUUCUAGUUUCAAAGUGAAUGCAACAAUAAUUUCUAAAAAGUUUCAAUCGUCACUUAACUCCAAGCCUAAUGAGGUGUACACCAAGCUUUCUGAUUCCGAAGAUCCAAAAAGGCACCAAUUUUUCCAAUAUACUUGGGGUUCAUGGAUGAAAAAUGAUCAAUCCGAAAAAUCUAAAAGAGAAACCAAAUUUUCGAUUGAAGGUAUUACAAAAUUAUUGCAAGACUUGAAUGUCGAACUGAAAAAUCAAAGAAAUAUUGACAAGAGUGGCGAACCUUUUGUUAAAGCUCCUAGUCAAUUAAAGGAUGGCUCAUAUGUUUUGACGCAGAAUUUGACCUCUAACUUAAUUGGUAAAGAAGAUUCGUUAUUGGUGAAGUCUAUUGCUAGUAUUCAUGAAGGUAAGCAUAACAGAAUCUAUAAAGUUACCUUAUCUACUGGAAAGGAAUUAGUGUUGAGAAUUCCAUAUAAGUUAGAAUCUGAAUACUCUAUUUCCCAAAAGAUUAAGAGUGAAGUUGCAACAAUGGAUUUCUUAAAUUUAAAAUUGGGUGCAAAUGUUCCAAAGGUUGUUGCUUAUGGCGCAAACAAAGUGAAUUCCUUACAAAGCCCAUUUAUUUUAAUGGAACAUAUUGAAGGUGAUUUAUUGAUGAAGCAAUGGGACCCAUUAGUAGCUGAUGAGACAGAAGGUUCCCAAGAAAAAUUAAAAUCGGUUAUUGAACCAAUUGCAGCAUUUCAAGAGAAGUUGCUUUCAAUCACAUUCAAUAAGUUCGGGUCCUUAUACUUUAAUGACGAUGUAAGUGUUACCGAUCAGUCUUCGUUACCAUACAAUGGAGAGGAAAACCCAUUACUCACAAAGAGAUGGAGAAUUGGACCAAGUGUUGAAAAGUCUUUCUCAAAAAAUAAGAAUCAAUUAUCUGAAAAGGAAAUUAAGCAAUAUAGUAGGUCUAUAGAUGCUGAUAAGCCAUUAGAAACUAUCACAUCUAUCGCAGGUAUUGAAUUAGAGAAUUUGAGAAAUAGAUUAGCUUUAGCACAAGCUGAUUCAGGUAAUAAGGUUGAAAAUGUCGAGUUAAUCCAAAAGAUGAUUGCAACUUUUGAGAACUUGAAAACAAUGAGUACAAAAUUGUUUAACCCUAAUUCUCAAUCUCUUAUGAACGCUGAGGAAUUAUUCAAGCCAAGAUUAUACUGCCCAGAUUUAGACCCAUUGAAUGUGAUUCUCAACUCCAAUAAAAAUAACGAGCCAUAUUUCGUUGAUUUUGAAUAUACUUCUAUUAAACCAUUUAUCUUGUCUAGCUACCCUUCAUUUGUUGGCUAUCAAGGUGCAAAAAUCUAUAACUUAGAAGAAGAUAUUCCAGGUUACAGUGAAAUGGAUGAAGUUGAAAAGCAACAAUACCAAUUCAUGUAUUACAAAACCAGAAACGAAAGAUUGUGGGAACUUGAAUUAAAUUCAAGGAAACAUGACUUGAUUGCCGUUGCUUCUCCACACGUUAAAGUCUUGAAAAGCCCUUACGUCCAAGCCUUGGAUUUCAAGAAUGAUAAAGAUUAUUUGUAUAUCGAAGGUUCUAUUGUUCAAUUACAAGCAAUGUGGGAAGCCUACGUUGCCAAUGAAUUGUGUAAUGCCACUGAAACCGAAUUUCCAAUCGCGUUCACUGCAGAAUACUUAGAUGAGCAUCAAAAGGACAUAGAAGACUACCAAAUGGAAAUUGUAUCUACCCCAUUUGCUGCAACUAGCGGAUGGGUGCCACAAGACAUGUUCGAUAGCUUGAAAGAACAAGGAAUAAUUGUUGAAACUGAGAAUGGUGACUUCAAAGUGGAAACAGAAAAUGUUUUGAAGGAAUCUGAAUAA
Messenger RNA from Debaryomyces hansenii CBS767, 1893 nucleotides. RefSeq lists its product as uncharacterized. The transcript has a single exon. Bases 1 to 1893 code for a protein of 630 amino acids. Lineage: Eukaryota; Fungi; Ascomycota; Pichiomycetes; Serinales; Debaryomycetaceae. The record is from RefSeq and is a predicted model, not a curated record. Gene Ontology annotation, cellular component: mitochondrion.